UCGGGGCUUCCUCGGGGCUUCCUCGGGGACCAGGCUUUUUCCGCCCUACGAAUACCUUGGGCCAAAGCGGGUCGGCUCGGGCUUGAGGAGUGGUCUUGAACAAAGGUGGAGUUUACCUGAGUGAGGAGACGCUCGGCACCUGUUCAUUCCCCAAGCUUUUGUAUCGGACUAUGAGCUGAUAUCAACAUUUAAACCAUGUGAAACCAGUUUCAGCUCAAAAUGCAACAGCGAAGAUAACUGGGAACUCGUGUAACUCGUGUUUUCUGUGUGUGAGCUCCAUUUAUUGCGCUGACAGAAACCAUAACAGACGGGAAAGAGCGCUCAGAUCUCAGCUCACGACAAAACCACCGUACCAUAGAAUUUAUAAUAAAGAUAUAAUUCUACUGACAAACCCCAAAGAAAACAAUGUGGUCAAGCAGAAAAUGUAUGAAAAGGGGCACAUGCAUAUACACGUGUGUAAAAAAUCGUAAGGUUUUCCCGUGUGUCAUGUUUGCCUGCGUCAGGCUGGAAAUCCUCUUACCCUGUGGCAACAAACUUGUUCCUACGUUCCAUGAAGGCCAGCAGCUAGACGGCAAUAUGAUUCAAAAAGUUUUGAAACCAUCAGAGCCUCAUCAAUCUGUGUAUGGAGAAACCUCAGAUUCUGAAGAUAACUGUGGGGAAGAGGAGGUAGACAUAGGCGAUACGGAAGAUGAGUGCCCAUCACAGUCCUCAAGAUCUUGUAAAAAAUCAACAGGGAAUCACACCGUUGUUUCAGCAAGUGCUCAAAACUCAACAGCAGAGUUACCAGCAGCAGAGUCCCAUGCCAUGCCAAGAUCCACUUCAACACAACAUGAAACAAUUGGCCAGGCCAGUGCCAGUUUUCAUCCAUCAACAAAUGCCCAAGCCUGUUCCAGCAACCAACAGGAGACACCAAAAAGCACCCGAGCUUCAUCACCACCAAACGGCCCCACCUCAAGGCGCUGGCAAAAUAAUUAUGGAACUUACAUUAAUCUCAUAAAUGAUGCUGAAGAUGAUGAAGAAGAUGAACAACAGUACACAGCUAUUAUUGCCAGUAUUGAGGACCAGACGUAAGUGCAUUGUUAAACUGCAGAAAUAAUUUUCUACAUUUUUGACAACAUCUGGAAAUAUAAAAGUCUUUAACAUCUAGAUGUAUUUAAAUGUUAAGCGCUAUAGUCAACAUUUACCUGGACUGCACAAAGACAUUUAUUAGACUUUUUACUACUUUAAGAUGGACUCUUUAGAUUUGGUUAAAUGUGCUUCAGUGUGUUUCGCCCCAGACAGCCUCCACACACACACACACACACACACACACACACACACUCACUCACUCACUCACUCACUCUCUCUCAGGGUUCUGUUCAAGAUUAAAGGUGAAUAAUAAAGUGAGUGAUGAUAAAAGAAUGGUGAAUGCUCUGUGCAGCAUUCACCUCUGUUGUUGGUGUUAAUACUGUAAACACAGGAGAGACACGGAGAGAGAGACACGGAGAGAGAGACACGGAGAAAG
Hemibagrus wyckioides is the source of this 1504-nucleotide messenger RNA. RefSeq lists its product as uncharacterized. The record is from RefSeq and is a predicted model, not a curated record. Bases 406 to 1071 code for a protein of 221 amino acids. The transcript is spliced from 5 exons. NCBI's taxonomy places the organism in Eukaryota, Metazoa, Chordata, Actinopteri, Siluriformes, Bagridae.